This is a messenger RNA of Pantherophis guttatus, 10660 nucleotides long. RefSeq names its product Ro60, Y RNA binding protein (gene RO60). The record is from RefSeq and is a predicted model, not a curated record. Gene Ontology annotation, molecular function: RNA binding. NCBI's taxonomy places the organism in Eukaryota, Metazoa, Chordata, Lepidosauria, Squamata, Colubridae. Gene Ontology annotation, cellular component: ribonucleoprotein complex.
CGGGUCUUGGGGAUCCCCGUCAUCUGUGCGGGUAGCCACGAGACCCGUUGCCCCAUCCGGCUCCUUCCCUCCCUUGUUUUUGCUUGCGAGAGGGAAGUUGUCGGGAGGUCUUGGCGGGGCGAGGAGGAGUGACCGGAGAGAGCGUUUGAGGAGAAGCCGAUCCUUUCCUUGGGGCUCCCGAAAGCCGCGGAGGCUGCCGCAGUUACACGCAGAGGAGACUUCUUUAUACUGAGAAGCAAUGGAAGAAGGAGCAAGUCAAAUGCAGCCCUGCAAUGAAAACCAGCUAUCAAACUCUGAAGAUGGAUGCGGGUGGCAAGUUACAGACAUGACUAGACUGCGCCGUUUCUUGUGUUUUGGUUCUGAAGGAGGUGCAUUCUAUGUCAAGGAACAAAAACUGAGCUUUGAAAGUGUAGAUGCUCUUUUGAGGCUUAUUGAAGGUGGCAAAGGUUAUGAAGCAGUACAAGAAAUAAAGACUUUCAGCCAGGAAGGUAGAGCAGCAAAACAGGAUCCAGUAUUGUUUGCGCUUGCCAUUUGUUCACAGUGUUCUGAUGCCAAAACCAAACAAGAAGCUUAUAAGGCUGUCCCUGAAAUUUGUCAUAUACCAACCCACCUCUUCACUUUCAUCCAGUUUAAAAAGGAUCUGAAGGAAGGCAUGAAUUGUGGCAUGUGGGGCCGUGCCCUGAGAAAAGCUGUUUCAGUUUGGUACAAUGGAAAGAAUGACAUGGCUAUUGCUUUAGCGGUGACAGCAUACAAGAAGAAAGACGGCUGGUGCCAUAAAGAUCUUCUCAGGUUAUCACAUCUAAAGCCUGCAAAUGAAGGCCUGGCCAUUGUCACUAAGUAUGUAAUGAAGGGAUGGAAGGAAGUCCAAGAGACAUAUAAAGAGAGCAGACUUUCUGCUGAGGCUGAAAAAGUGUUGAAGUAUUUGGAAGCAGUGGAGAGGGUAAAGCAUACAACGGAUGAACUGGAAGUGAUUCAUUUGAUAGAAGAGCAUAGUUUAGUUAGAGAACACCUCCUGACAAGUCACUUGAAAUCUAAAGAGGUAUGGAAAGCACUGCUACAGAACAUGCCCAUAACAGCAAUAUUGAAGAACCUGGGAAAAAUGACAGCAAAUUUUGUUCUUGAACCAGGAAGCUCAGAGGUAGCAAUGGUUUGUGAAAAACUAAAAAAUGAAAAACUUCUUAAAAAGGCUCAAAUACACCCAUUCCAUAUUUUGGUUGCAUUAGAAAACUAUAAAGGAGAGCGUGGUUAUCGGGGAAAACUGCGCUGGCAACCAGAGAAGGACAUCUUGGAAGCUCUCAAUACUUCAUUUUACAAGUCCUUCAAGGCAUUAGAACCAAUGGGAAAGCGUAUCUUAGUUGCAGUUGAUGUUAGUGAUUCUAUGUUGCAAAAGGUUUUUGGUAGUGUGCUGAAUGCUAGUACCAUUGCUGCAACAAUGUGCAUGGUUGUGGCACGCACUGAAAAAGAUUCCCACAUUGUUGCUUUUUCCCAUGAUAUAGUUCCUUGUCCUGUGACUGAGGAUAUGACUUUACCACAAGUAUUACAGAAAAUGUCUGAGAUUCCAAGGGGCGCCACCAAUUGUUCUUCUCCAUUGCUCUGGGCCCAAAAGACAGGUGUAGAGGUUGAUGUUUUUAUUAUCUUCAUGGAUAGUGAGACUUUUGCUGGAGAUGUUCACCCUGCCACAGCAUUGAGACAGUAUAGAGAGAGAAUGGGUAUUCCAUCCAAGUUAAUCGUUUGUGGAAUGACAUCCAGUGGCUUUACUGUUGCAGACCCAGAUGACAGAGGGAUGCUGGAUAUUUGUGGUUUUGAUACAGGAACACCCAUUGUCAUUCAAAACUUCAUUUUAGAUUUGAUCUAAACCUGUGAGCACUCACUUUUUCUAAAGCUAUUAACUUCCUGAAGAAUUGACUGGGGGAGCUAUCAAUUGCAUUAACAAGACUCUCAAUUCAAGGCUAAAUUUCAUACUCCUGUUGGAGUAUUAACAUUUUAAAAGAGAUGUGAAAACAGCCAGUGGAAAACUCUACUUUCUGAACAUACUGUUUACAUCUGUUGUGCAUAAUUCUAGGUUUCCUAAUUGGUUUUUAGAGCUAAACAUGGAAUACAGUGAAUGCUUUUAAUUUUUUUUUUAUUAGUUUAACUAUGACAAUGUGUUCCGUUACUGAAGAUUUUAUUUUCCUAGAAUGAAUUUAUUGUGUUAAUCACAGGGAAUCAAAGGAUGAGACAGGGCUUCAUCUUUUUACACUGUUUCAGGUUAACAACCUGUUUGAUUGGAAUAACCUAUUCUACUAUCUGGGAAAAAUGAGCUACAUGUGCACUAUAGAUUAUAUUACUUCUAUCAUUGCUCAUUACUUCCUAUUACUUUAUGGAACAUUUACCACUGGCAACUUGAUGCUCUCCUUGUUUUUAGCAAAGAUUUUGUAUUAAGCAAUGUUGGGAAAUUUGGAAACAACAAAUUAUUCCCAGGGAUAUUGAUUUGAUGAUUGUACUUUAGCCUUCUAAAUUCUUGUUUUUAAAAAAGAUUUUGCAAAAACCAUCAAUUUUGUGCACAUUAUGGUCUAAUUCAAUGUUUCUCAAAUUGACAACUUUAAGAUGACAACUUUAAGACUUCAAUAAGAAUUCCCCAACCAGCAUAUUGCCAAGUUUGAGAAACACUGAACUCACUGGACUGUGUUUUAUUUCCUGACAAUGGAUAGUAGAAGGUUUAUCAAGCAAGUUGUUUUUUUAAUAGAAUUAGAAUAUCAGAAAAUAAAGAAUAUUUUCUGAUGUUCUUUAUAGAAAAUGUGAUUUAUCAUAUCUCUUGAAGUAAGAGGAGAAAAAGGCAAAAAGAUGCAAGGAUCGGGAUUAUUAAUAAAGCUAACCAUAUUCAUGUGUUACUUGUACAAUAGUUAUACAAUAAAUCAGAAAUGGACACACAUUUCUAGCCCCACCUUAACAUGAUAGCUGAUCUGUCUUUCUGUACAUGUUAACAUUUGCAAAGUAGUCUUUUUGUAUCAGCAUAUCUACUUAAAUGUAGAGUUGCUGUGAGAGCAAGAAAGCUGAUUAUAUGCUGUUUUAAUUUAUAUAGACUCUGCACAUGAAAAAUUGGUCAAACAUAGAGCUUUCUUGCUCAAAUUUUGUGCUCAAUGAACGGGCCUUACAAGCAGAGCCUAAAAUACCAUUAUUCCUGCCUUACCAUCAGGUUGGUUUGCAUAGGGAUUAUAUGUUCCUAAAACAUGUAAUUUAAUGACAUUCACCCUUUGUUGACUCCUUUGUGUCCUAAUGCAAGGACCAUCACUGCUGGUAGGCAAAUCAAGGUUAAGGAGGUGGUAAGGAGAUAACAUGUUGCUGAUCUGAACUUGGCAUUCCAGUUGGGCCUGUUGGGAAUUGUGCCAUUCCAGAUGUUGCUGAACUCCAAAUUCUCCAUCUUUGUCCUAGAAAAUAAGUUCAUGUAAACAAUACAUUCUCUUUUAAUUGAACAGAAGAGUAAUAAGUUAGUAAAUUGAUGGGCUGAGCAAGAAAGAGGCAGCUUAUAUAGAAGACUGUUUCACAACUGAUAUUGCUGUUCCUUUUCUUCCCAUAUUACAGUCCCCUAAACAAAACCCCCUAUAAAUCAGGAAACCUUUCUGGGUCAUAUGAACAAUAGCAUGGAAACAGUUUCCUAUAUUUAAGGCUUCUUUACUUAAUGCAUCAAUUUCCAGCUUGGUACAAAAUCACUCUUCUUGGUUUGGGCCGUUCUCCUUUGCUGAAAUUCUAUAUGACAUGCAAUAGCAGGAAAAUCAGGAAAAAAAAUUAUGGCAGUGUUUACUGUAAUGCAGGAUUGGCAAACCGAUGAAGAGGAAAACUAACCAAAUUCGACUAGCUAAGUCACAGAAGACUUAAUAGCUACAUUUGCAUUUUCAUUGAGCAUAUGAUGCUUGCAGACAAAUAUAUCACAAAGCCAGGCUUAAUGGAGUAUUGUGACCUAUGAACAUAUCAUUUGCCUUUGAAAAAACACCAUUCAUUGACUUAGAAAAUUGAGAAAAAUGUUAGUGUUGAAGGGGUAAUCUUUCCUCCUCUCUAUUCUGUUAAAGUGCACUUCCCGGCUUCCCUCAUCGUUAGCCAAAUUUAUAAUUUAGUAACAUUUGGAAAGAACCAUUUCUCCACCUUUGGCUAAUGUACGCAUAGUGUACAUUUGUAGUAUCAUACAUUCCGUAACAAUAACCUCUUCAUGAAUUCACGUUGAUAAUCUUGUAAACAGUUGGUAAUCAAGAUUGUGACAAUUAUCUACUCCUUACCUAAAGAUUUUCACUGUGUACUUAUGAUAGCUGUUCACAUUUUUUCAUAAUUCCAGACAUAAUGUAUACCAUUUUUUUAGAUAAAAAAUGUCUAGAGAAAUUGCUUUGACUCAGUUUUCCCCAAAUUGGAUGGAAGGUGAUAGAAACACAGCACAUCAGGUGAAGUUAUGGAAAGCUCCUGAUGCUCAAUGAAAAGUGCCGAAAUGUAUGCUGGGCUAAAUUUUGCAUUGCAGGUUAUAGAAUCUGAUACUGAAUAAAAAGUGAUGAUAUAGGCUUAUAAUAUUUGUUUGCUUGGAAGACUUGUUGAUUAAACUUCCCCCAACUACUUCAGCUUUCCUGUCUGCAGCAAAUUUACACUGGAGAACUGGGACAUUUUGGAGCAGAUACUGAAGUGGAUAGCAGGGAGAUUUAUUUUAUACAUGUCCUUUCAUGCAGCAUUUGGAUGUAAUUUGAUAAAAGCAGCAUGCCUGCUUUAGGUAGCUACAAUUUUUAAAAAGCCCUAGAAUAAUACUGUCAGACUAAUGGACAAUUCUUGGUAUAAUUAGAGAGGAGGAAGUUGCUUUGGGAAUGCUGAUCUGUAGUUAUUCUUCUGUCUUUUACAGAAAUAGCAGUUGAUCAACAGCUGGUCUAUUAAAAUCAUGGAUUUUAAAGAACUUGUAGCUGUAUUGACCUUUGUGUAAAUUAUCUUUAUUAAAGAAUAUUUAAAUAUCUGAAAGGGUUUCUACAGUGCCACACAAGGCGUUUUACCUUGGCUAAUAAUAUGUACUCUAAACUAGUUUUGUCUAUUUUUGGGGAGGAUUCUUACUGCAUUUCCUAUUUAACUGUAAAAAAAAUAAAGAUCAUGGUUCGUAUUAUUAUUAUGACUCAUUUUUGAGAGAGAUGUUGAACAUAAUGUAAUACACCCAACUGAUGUAUAGAUACUACAGACAGCUUCUGACAAGUGUAAAAAUAUUUCUGAGCCUGGAAAGAUUUGCUACACAUAAAUAUGAAUUGUAAUUGUAAAUGUGUGGCUUUUAAAACAUUUGCAAAAAUCUAAUUAUAGUUGUGAUUUAUCAAAUAAGUUAAUUGUAUAAGUGGAAACUGAUCUAAGUCACCUUAUAGGUCUUUUGCCAUUGAUUCAUUUAGAAGGAUUACAGCUAUACUUAUAUCAUGCAUUUACCCAUGGUGGCACAGUGGUUAGAAUGCAAUAUUGCAGGCUAAUUCUGCUGACUGCCAGCAGUUCGGCAUUUCAAGUCUCACUGGCUCAAGGUUGACUCAGCCUUCCAUCCUUCUGAGUAAAGGAUGGUAAAAUGAGGACCCAUUGUUGGGGGCAAUAUGCUGACUCUGUAAACCGCUUGGAGAAGGCUGUAAAACAGUGUGAAGCGGUAUAUAAGUCUAAGUGCUAUUGCUAACCUCUUUAUAAAUAAUUGUGCUGUUUAUAGUUCCUUUAUGGAGAAAUGCCAAUACUAGAAUAAUGAAAUUUAAAAAGUCAAAAUGUAUAAUUUACAUAGAUUUGUGGGAAAGCUAUAACAGGCUGCAUGAAUUUAGUUUAAGGCUCCAGGACCAAUAUAAAGAUACGUCCUGUAAAAGUAUUUUGAUCUGCAAUGUUGAAUGUAUAACAUAUUUCCUUCCAUAUUUUAAAUGACUUUUAUGACUUUUCUUGCAUUACAAAAGCUGUUGGCCUCCUGACCCAGGAGAAUUGGACAGCUAUUUUUUUUUUUAGGAAAUACAGAAAUCAAAGCUUUUCUUCAAAUCUUUGCCUAAGAUCCAAAGGUUUUUCAUCCUGAUUUAUUUUCCUCAUGAAUGAAUGAAUAUAUAUAUCAUACAUAUAUAACUAGAACUAACAUAUUUUGGUUCUAAUGUUUAAAAAGUCUUUAUCCUUUAUACAUUUUUUCAUUUUAAAAAAAUGUUGAUUAUAUGCCACUGAAUAAUAUAGUUAUACUGACUCGUCUGCUAAAAUACAUUCACUCUGAAUUUGUUCAAUCUACUUUAAAUUACUUUUUCAACAAGCAAGUGUUGUGGUAGUAAAUUGUUAUAAAGGUAGUAAAAUGUAGGCAUUAGCUUUUUGUACAGAUACACUGGUUUUACUAUUAAAAUGAAAUUGGGGUGUUUUUUUUCAAGCCAUUUUGCAGAAGCAGUGGUGGAAUAAGUAAUAGUAAUAGAAUACCAGCUAUAUUAAAUGAGGUGUCAAUUUUAUUCCCUUAUCCUAACUUUUUUUCAUUCUUUUCUGUGCUCUGAAUUGAAUUAAAUCUAGAGAUAUAUCAAUAACAGAUAGGUGACUUCAUUUUCUUUUUUAUCCAUAAUAUUACUUCCCAUAAUAUUACUUCUGAUUUAGUGCAGAUUAGGAAUCACUGUUAAAUGGUGGCAGUAGGAGUUAAAGAGGAAAGUGUUAGGUUUGAACAGAACAUGUUUACUGAAAGAGAGAAGAGGCCAAGGAGUUGGGGGGGGGUUAAUUUGCAUGUAUCCAUGGAUAAAUAAUCCACUUUAUUUAAAUCACUCUUGGCAAUAGAAGUUAGUAAUAUGAAAUAAAAGAAACUCUCUGUGUAUUGGAAGGACAGAAAAGCCCUCUUGCAUAGUAAUAAGGUGCUAUGAAAAAGAGUGCAAGCUGAAGUGGGACUUUAAAAAUAUUUGCAUGCUUCAAAACUGAAUCCACUCUCUCUUAAAAAUGGGUGUGAUUAUAGGUUUUAAUUACAAUGAAAUACUUUUUCAGUUAAUUUAAGGUUAUAGCCAAUACGAUAUAACUUCCCCCUCUCUCUGCCCUUUUUGACUAUAGCCCAGAUUUGCUUUAGACAGUUCUACAACUAUCCAGACCAGAAUUGGAGAGGAAAGGAAUCCAUUUGUAUGUGUUAUUCCUUCAAUGGCAGAGACCAUUCCAUCCAAAUUGAUAGGUUAUAGAAUGUCUGUCUGUCUGUCUAUCUGUCUGUCUAUCUAUCUAUCUAUCUAUCUAUCUAUCUAUCUAUCUAGAUUUUAAUUUUUGUAAGACAAAUUAAUUAAAAAAGACUCAAGGCUGUUUCAUUAAAGGAAAUGUAGAUAAUUUUGCAAAAAUAAAAGGACCUAGAUGGACUGUAAAUAGAGCAUUAGAAAAAAUGAGACCAGUUAAGUUCCUGUUUGCUGAUCAAAUUUUAGGAUAUAAAGUUAAUAUAACUUUAAAAGUCAAAAAGAUUUACCAGGAAAUUAUUGUAAAACAGAUAAAUUUGAUCAUUUCUAAAUUGGAAAUGAGUAGAUAUUAAAUACUGUGCUAAGCUAUCAGUGUAUAAUAAAUUAUACUAAUUAGAUUCCCUCCCCCCAAUACUGUGUAUCCUGUGUACUAAUCCAAGUAAGGUCCUAUUCGAUAUUGGUCCAUAAUUGUCUUGUUUGCUUGCACCAUUCCAAAGUUUCACUUGAGAAUCGUGUAUCCUCAGAAAGGAUACACGAUUGUUAGAAUAUUAAUAUACAGAGAAUUGUUUAUUUCCAACCAUUUUUAUGUUUCUCAUGGUAGAUAGGUAUUUUUUCCAACUUCCCAUCUCUCUACGUGAAAGAAUGUUGGGUCCAAAGUCAUCCAACUAUCUUCACUGCUCUCCUAUUCUUUCACUACCACUUUAACACUACUCUGGGUUUACUUAAUUUUACUUACCGUAAAAAGUUUUAACUUAAUUUGAAAGUCACCUCAUGCCCUGUAGUGACUGUUAACUCAUAUGUGACAUUCAAAUGUACUUCCUGCCUACAUUAGCUUAAUUCCACUCCACCUUGUUUGUUUUAGUGAUCGCUGCUGUCUCUUUCAGGAGUGCCUCUUGUAAAUAACUUUUUUUUUUCAAUAGCUGCUGUUCUGGUUUUUGAAUUAGUCUUUAGUGCCAUUUAGUUAAAUUAUAGAUUGUACCUUUAGCUUAAUGUAAAUGAAACAUGAUUUAUAUUGUCAAAGGGUGCCAGGGGGUUAUGUGCUGUAUAUUCUGGUACAUUCUCUAAAUCACAAUUCAAUGUAAUUUGAAUUAAUCACGAAAGUUGAAUUGUGUUUAGUGCUUACCAUGAGUAUUAUUUCUAAGUAAUUUUGAUGCAAAAUGUGUGAUUAUAGGCCUGGUUUUGAAUUCUGUAUUCACAAUCAGUGAAUCAGUGUCAUUUUCAUAAUAGGUCCAUAAUAAUACCUGAUUCAGUGAUUUUUUACAGGCAUAUAGGAAUUCUAUUAAUCUUUCAAAACCUUUUAUUAUAUAUGCUAAAAACUCACUAAUAUUACAAAACCACUUUAAUGACCAUUUGAAGUUCCAAUGACACAGAAAAAAGUGACUUAUGACUGUUGUACACGCUUACAACCGUUGCAGCAUCCCAUGAUAACAUAAUCAAAAUUUGGAUACUUGGUAAUUGGAUGCAUUUAUGACGGUUGCAGUGUCCCAGUAUCAUGUGAUCACCUUUUGCGAAUUUCUGAUAAAGUCAAUGGGAAAGCCAGAUUCACUUAAUAACUGUGUUACUAACUUAACAAUUGCAGUGAUUGACUUAACUAUUGCAAGAAAUAUAGGGGGAAAAUUCACUUAACUAUCUUGCUUAACAGUGGAAAUUUUGGGUCAUAAGUCGACUACUUGUAUCUUGUUUUUUGAAUACAAUAUAAAAUAUUUCUUGCUGCAAUCUUUACAAAAUAUGUAAUAAUUAUGGGAAAUUGAGCACCCCGCUUGGUAGGCAUUUGCGUGAUGUAUGUUGAAUCAAGAAUGCUUGAUAAAUAACCCAUGUCAAGUGUUUGUUUCCAUUACACUAAAAAUAUAUGAUCUAGCUAUAUUAUACCAAAUUGCAUGAAAUUAUGCUUGAAUAUAAACGCAACAUUCACCACCAUUGUAAACUACUGUCUCAGACUGAAGACCAAUAACUUAAUUGUUCUUGUAAACAGAUAAAGCCAAGGAAGAUUAUAUGAAUUCUAUAUUUGCUGGAGUGGCAGAGAUUAGUUAAAAGAUGCUAAUUUAGGAAAUAAACUUAUCUUGCAUUUGUACUUUAAGUUGAAUAACUCUUAACAGCAAAAUAAUACUCAAUGUUUUAGUGAAAAAUUACUGUAUAGUACAUUAGUAUGGAAUAUGCAACACUUGGGUUUAACUGGCCAUAUGUACAUAUUUGUACAAUAAGUAGUUCAAUUGAAAUGUUGCCUACAUUGUGCUGUGAAAAGAUUAAUGGGUAGACUUUUUGUAAUAGGGUGAGAUUUAAUUUUUAGUUGUGAUGGGGAAAUUAUUUCACUUUGAUCAAGUGUCACCAUUGCCUUUAGAAAGCCUUAAACAUGAUCAUAAGAAAUGAAAGCCAUUUGUAUCUGAAGAUGUGUAAAUUUUUCCCAGAAUAAGUUUACUUUUUGCAUAAAAUUGAUCCAUUUUGAGAUUUGAGAGUAAACACUAUGUUGGAAAAGGCUUGUAGUCACUGAAUUUUUUGUGCGACAAGGAUUUUAAAAAUGUAACAUUUUGAAAACACUAAUUUUACACAUUAUUGUAGAUUUACCAGGAUAGCACAGUAUCAUCUAGUGGCAAUCUAUACAUUACAUUGUUAACAUUUUGAAAAAAAAUUGUAUAUCUUUACUUUCAGUGGGUUUUUGAAGAAAUGUUGAAGCGGAAAUAUUGCGAAACAUACAAUUUUCAAUUUAAUAUGGUUAUUUUGACUUGUUUGAUAAAAAUUACUUAACAGGGUUACAAAGAAUUUUGCAAAACUUAAUUCUGAUAGUAAGAAACAAUGCAGAUAUGCAGUUAUCUAUGAAUCUUUUGUAUAUUAAAGAUAUGCUAUACCUUUUAAAAUAAAAAGCAUGUCAGUCAGCUAAUUAACUUCCUUCUUUAAACUUGUACCAUGGAAAUAAAUUUCAAUGUUUGGCUUGUAUAACCAGUUGUAAGAUGCAAUUUUAAGAUGCUGUUUAUCACUCUAAAGGGCAAAAGCAGGUAAUUUGUGGGAGCAAAUGUGACGUAGAUACAGUACAGCCCCGAGAAUAAUUUGACAAUUAAAGGAUUGUUUGAACUACUAGAUGAUAUUUUGGUCCAGAUCACAAUAUUCUUUCUACUCUUUCACUUCUGAUGUUUUUAUCCUUGGGUAUCAAAAUUUUAAUGAGGAGUGACCUCAUGGAAAACAUUAUUAGAAGAAAAAAGGAUUCAAUCUUUGUUCUUCUCAUUAGAAUCAUGUUCUUCUGAGGCUCAUUACAUAUUUUUUUUAAAAAAAACAAAACGCCUUUACUGUCAAAAUGUUAUAAUAAACGUUGAGUAUUUGAUGUGUGAUUUCCACUUUAAAAUAAACAGCCUUGGGUUUUCAUUUAAAGAGUAACAAGUUUUUAACUAGGAAAACUAUCUCUUUAUUAAUAAACAUCAUUAGAGAAGAGGGGAUUUGUUGGUUACCAUCGUUUUGAAUAAGUGAUUAUUUUCAGAUACAAGUGUAAAUGAAAUGUUCCUAAAUGUUUUAUGCUUUGUAGAACAAGUGCAAAAUAAAUUCUAUGUACCUCGUCAUUUAAAGUA